GCCGAGGACAUGGCUGCCAACCUGAAGAGCGAGAACGAGCACCUGCAGAAGAAUCUGGAGGAGUCUGUGAAGGAGAUGGAGAAGAUGACGGAUGAAUACAACAAGAUGAAGAUCGCAGUCCAGCAGACGGAUGCCAUCAUGGAUCAGCUGAGAAAAGAACGAGAUCAUGCCAAGCUUCAGGUCAGAGAGCUAAAUGAACAAAUCCAGGCUCGAGUUGAAGAGGACGACCCAGUUAUGGCUGCCGUUAAUGCCAAAGUUGAAGAGUGGAAGGUGAGCCCAAACUCGUAAAUGUCAGCUUUGACAAAUAAAACCAGUUUAUAUUCA
Molecule: messenger RNA, 324 nt
Organism: Sinocyclocheilus grahami
Lineage: Eukaryota; Metazoa; Chordata; Actinopteri; Cypriniformes; Cyprinidae
Product: centrosomal protein of 290 kDa-like
Exons: 2
Coding region: 10-288 (92 amino acids)
Biological process (GO): kidney development; camera-type eye development; ciliary transition zone assembly
Cellular component (GO): centriolar satellite; ciliary transition zone
Source: RefSeq, a predicted model, not a curated record